This is a messenger RNA of Alternaria arborescens, 606 nucleotides long. RefSeq lists its product as hypothetical. NCBI's taxonomy places the organism in Eukaryota, Fungi, Ascomycota, Dothideomycetes, Pleosporales, Pleosporaceae. Bases 1 to 606 code for a protein of 201 amino acids. The transcript has 2 exons. The record is from RefSeq and is a predicted model, not a curated record.
AUGGAGUUCAAUAGCUUUGACUUUAUCGCUCUCUUCCUGUGCUCGAGCAUCUUCGGCCUUCUCUUCUCGCUUUGGUCCAAGACUGAGCUUAUCACCGACCGCGAGAUCAUUCUCUUGGUUACAGUCUUUAGCGCCGUCGUGAUCGGGCUUCUCGCGCGCAUAAACGCCACCAGAGCGCUCACCAACUUCCUCACGGAUAACCUAGGGGAGGUACACGAAAAGCAACUUCGGGAUAUUGACGAAGCCCAUCGUCGCUACAUUGCGAGCGUCAAGCUUGAGAACCAUCGUGAACAUCUUCGUCUCCAAGGCGAUGUCAAUAAUGCUGCCCUCAAGUUCGACCGCCUAUACAACGAGCACGAUUAUAUCUCGAGCAUGUACCAAGAGCAGAUGCAAUACAAAGAGGAACAAGAGGAUCGCAUCCGGUAUCUCGAAAAGAAGCUUCAAGAAUUUGGUCAAUCCACGCCAAUGACUCGCACUCCUUUCUCCGCGCCGCCUUCGCAGAUCAGCUUUUCUCCCCCACCGCGUCGCCAGCAAUCUAAUGAGAUCCUCCGCUAUACAGCUUCGGCGAGCCCACUAGGUCAGGUCUUGGAGGCAGAGGACGAAUAG